Messenger RNA from Drosophila subobscura, 489 nucleotides. RefSeq lists its product as uncharacterized. Lineage: Eukaryota; Metazoa; Arthropoda; Insecta; Diptera; Drosophilidae. Gene Ontology annotation, biological process: vacuolar proton-transporting V-type ATPase complex assembly. Gene Ontology annotation, cellular component: endoplasmic reticulum membrane. The record is from RefSeq and is a predicted model, not a curated record. The coding region runs from base 60 to 440 and encodes 126 amino acids. The transcript has a single exon.
AGGCAGGUGUUCCCACAUUGACGUAUUUGUAACAGUAUUAGCCGGCUGAAAGCAGUGCAAUGGGCAAAAAGAACAAGAAGCAAGCAACCACAGAGGCCGCUGAGCCCGUUCAGCCCGUGGCUGAUGUUGAUGCUCAAAUUGCAAAACGUCCCCGGCAGCAGUCGCUGGAUCGAAGUCUGGAGGUCUUUCUCUGGCUCUUGGCCUACAGUUUUCUGAUGUUCACGUUGCCCUUCCUGGGAUUUUAUGGUGUGCAGAGCUGGCUGAAAGAAUCGUUCCCCACGCUGACCAUCUUCGAAGUCAACUGCUACUCGGUGCUGACCGCCGUUCUGGUGGUCAACGCUGUGGUGGCACUGUACGUGCUUAAGGCAUUCCGCGAGAAAGAUCCUCCUACCUUAGAGGAAGUUGAGGAGGCAGAAGCUGAGCAGAAGAAGAGCCAGUAACUUAGUCUUGAAUCAACUAAAAUAAAAGUCAAUUCGACAAUCUUUUAAA